Aaosphaeria arxii CBS 175.79 is the source of this 672-nucleotide messenger RNA. RefSeq lists its product as uncharacterized. The record is from RefSeq and is a predicted model, not a curated record. The transcript has a single exon. The coding region runs from base 1 to 672 and encodes 223 amino acids. Lineage: Eukaryota; Fungi; Ascomycota; Dothideomycetes; Pleosporales.
AUGGCUCCCUUGCAAGCAGAAGUCAUUGCUCCCGAACUUUCUGCCAAAAUCAAACCGGCACCCAUUGCAAUAUCAGCAACUAUAAUCCUACUUGUCAUAUGCAUUGGUAUCGCAUUUCGACCAACUCGGCCGAUGCCCGUUUUUCGAGAAGACAUCACUGAUUGCUGUGAGCCUUACAUCGAACAAGAGCUUGGUGCGAAGCUUGCGAACCAUCAUUAUUCGGAAAAGCCAUCUUUCGUUCCCCCCAGAGAGAAUCGGGGCCAAGGUCGAACAGCAAUUACUCAAUGGCGGCCUUCACUUGCACUGAACGCGAAUGAUUCACCACGCCAGCCGCCCGAAACGCAUCGUCAAGGAUCGCAUCGCGACUCGGUUUCCACCUACAAACACUUCCCGUACUCGUCCUCCAACAAGAGCGGCCUGUCGAAGAGCUCCUCCCUGAUGGAAAUGGAUGGGCCCGCCCUUGCUCGACGGGACUAUCCUAGUACAGAGCAGGACCAAAUUCAUCGUUUGAGUGUUGGUGCAUUUCUGAAAGUGCCAUCGCAAGCAUCCUUCGGUCGACUGCAUGAAAGACUGGGAGGUGGCAGGCGACGACUGGACUUGGGCUCGCAAUACGAAGGAUCUUUCAUCCCGCGCACUGUGUCUGAUGCGCGCGUCUCGGCGGAUCCUUACUAG